GAGGCGCCAGGUUAGAUGCAGUCCUCGGCUAGCGUUCGACAGGCAACCAGGCGCGACGAUCUCGUGCAACAGUGUCAGACGGACCGCCGCUUUGAACGAACGGCGGCUUUGAACACAAGAACCUCGCGAUCGGUGCGCGAAGGUGUGGAUUGUUUACAUUCCUCAUAUAUAAGUGAAGCAGGUGACUCGAGAUCGACCGCGCCCUUUCAAAGUUUCUUCGAGGUCUUUGAGCCUCAGCAGGAUUCCUUGAUCACUGAACAUUCCCUAGAUCCUAGAGCAGCAGCUUUUCCACAACACAAAAUGUUGUCGCUGUUGCUGAUCGCGUCCUUUUUGACCUUCUCGACCGUCCAUGUGUCCCUCGCACGCGAGGUCGACUUCUGCUUCGCGAACGAAGAUGAUCCGUACUUGUACAUGGACAAAACCGCGUAUCACUUCGUUCACGGCGGCAAAACCCCAUUUCAAACAGUACCGAAUUGCCGACCAGUUCAAAUCUGGAUGCUCGCAGCACAUGGGACUCGCUGUCCAACUGUUGAUGAAAUCAACGAAAUCGUUGCUUUAACCGAUCUCAAGGAGCAGAUACUUAACAAUCAUGAAACGCGUGGCGAGGGUCACAUGUGCAAUCGAGAUCUGGAUAAUUUGCGAAGGUGGCAGCCGGAUGAAUACUUAGCACCUCGACGAGCGGAAGUCCUGACGCCGCAGGGAGUCGAGGACAUGAAGCUGCUGGCGAGAAGGUUGCAGAGCAAUUUUCCGGAACUGCUGCAACCCAACUACGACAGCAUCACGCCUGCCAAUUACAGGUUUCGCGCUACCGAAGCACGCGACAGUAUGGCAUCCUUUAUGGAAGGUCUGUUUGGAAGUAGAUCGGCCGUACUUCCUGAGGACAGUUCCCUUAACGAUACCUUACUUACGGCGUACAAAACGUGCGGAGGUUGGGAGGAAAAUAAGGAGCACGAACAAUCGCACGAGAAUACGGAACGUAGCAAAUUCGAUGCUGGACCAGAAUUUCAGAAUCUUGUAAAGAACGUCAGCCGACGACUCGGUUUUCUGUACAGCCUUUCCACCGAAACAGUCGACGCGAUAUACGACGCUUGUCGAUAUGAAAAAGCCUGGACGGUGACCAAACUUUCACCUUGGUGCGCCGUCUUCAGCAAAGAGGAGCUGCGGAUCUUGGAAUACAGAGAAGAUCUCGAUUAUUAUUACAAAGCUGGCUACGGACGAGAGAUCAACACUCGUCUAGGAUGUCCUCUUCUGCACGACAUGAUGCAACACUUCUGGAAUAUAGCGAACGAUCAGAUGUCGGGCGAACCGGCAGGAAUCUUCUACUUUAGCGAUGCAAUUAGUCUGCAGAAUCUGCUGACAGCUAUGAAUAUAAACGAAGACUCGACGAAACUGACUAGCUACAACUAUAAGGACAUGGCCAGACGACAAUGGCGUACAUCCAUGAUAUCAUCCUUCGCCGGGAAUCUCAUCGCGGUAUUUUACAAGUGUAACGACAGCAACGAACGCAAUAAAGUAAUGUUUUACCUGGCUGAGAAACCGGUGCGAUAUGAGGGCUGCCAGGUAGGCCUCUGCGAUUGGGAGUUCCUGAAGAAGAGAUUCGGCAAAUUGGUGUCCAAUUGCAAGCUCGACGUCUGCUGGAAGUCAAGCGCAGCAUCCUCCAGCCACCUGGAAUCCAUAGCCAUCCUAUCAUUAGUAUUCUUUGUUCUAGUCCGCUUUAGUUACAGCCGACGAAUAAUUUUUUGACAACUGACCAUGGCCAGUCCAAGGACACGACGAGUGCUGGGUGAAAUCAAGCUGAAGGAUGAGAAUAACAAAUGCUUUGAGUGUGGCAACCACAAUCCACAAUGGGUAUCCGUGACAUAUGGGAUUUGGAUAUGCCUGGAGUGUUCGGGCAAGCAUCGUGGCUUAGGCGUACACUUGUCAUUCGUCCGUUCUGUCUCUAUGGAUAAGUGGAAGGACGUGGAGCUUGAAAAAAUGAAGGUCGGUGGUAACAGAAACGCUCGAGAAUUUUUCGAGAGUCAACCCGACUGGGACGAGUCCAUGUCUAUCUCACAGCGUUACAAUACAAAAGCAGCAGCAUUAUACAGGGACAAGAUUGCUACAUUGGCACGAGGAGAACCUUGGAGUCCUAGCAGUUCAACAGCGAAGGACUUUGAGCCCUCAAUAUUCACUGAAAACAGACAAGAUUAUUCAUAUCAGAGCGAUUUGACAUCUUCUUAUCAAAAUAUGGAUUCCAACAGCCUAAAGACACAAACGGAAUCUUUCUUUGCGAGAAGACAGAGCGAAAAUGCCACUCGUCCAGAUAACGUUCCACCAAGUCAAGGCGGCAAAUAUGGUGGUUUCGGUUACCAAAUGGAUCCACCACCCAAGAGUUCAUCCCAGGAACUAUUUGACACCGCAGUAUCUUCAUUAGCGACUGGCUGGUCAUUAUUCUCUUCUUCGGCAUCGAAAAUAGCAAGCAAAGCUACUGAAAAUGCUAUCAAAAUCGGUGGACUCGCGACGCAAAAGGUGCGUGACGGCACAUUGUUAGAAGACGUUGGCAACCAGGUUAAUCAUUUGGUUACAAAGGUAGGGGACAUAACUAGACGAGGGGGAUGGGGUGACAUUGCCGGGACCAAUUCAGCCGAACAGAAGCAGUACGAUUCGACAGAUCUGUAUCAAUGUUCCCCCAACAGCCCUAAUGCGUAUCAGAACAGCGAUUCGAUGCAGACAAAUCGCUCCAACGAAAAAUCAUCUCUGGUGAGAAGCUCCAGUUCCAAGAGCAACAUUUCCACUGGAAAUUUCUCCAAUGCGUCAAAUUGCGAUUGGGAUUGGAACAAUGACACAAAGCAAUUAGGCAAGACGGUAACGUCGAAGAAACAGUCAAAGGCCGAGAAAAAGGAAGAAUCGCUGAUUAGUUUCGAGACAGACAAUAAAGCACAACAAAAUUGGAACACUAAAGCGGAAGACGACGCCUGGGAAAUACUAAACAAUUAAUCGAACGAAUUUAAGCGCCAACUUUGCGCGAAUUAGAGAAAAAAUAUCUAUACGUAUUAAUUUUUACGAAUUAAAGAGAAGAGACGGAUUACAUGUUUCUCAUAAAACAAUCCAUUCUCCUAAUACUCGUGAAAUAUAAUUCAAUUUUAUUUAAUAAUUCGACAUACUAUAAGUCGCACUGAUUUUUAUCAAGUAAAUUUUCAAUUAAAAUAAAUUAUUAACAUUCCAA
Molecule: messenger RNA, 3205 nt
Organism: Nylanderia fulva
Lineage: Eukaryota; Metazoa; Arthropoda; Insecta; Hymenoptera; Formicidae
Product: multiple inositol polyphosphate phosphatase 1-like
Molecular function (GO): acid phosphatase activity; inositol phosphate phosphatase activity
Source: RefSeq, a predicted model, not a curated record